AUGGAUUCCUGGGUGCGAUUCAGCGCCCAGAGCCAAGCCAAGGAGCGGGUCUUCAGGGCUGCCCAGUAUGCCUGCACUCUGCUCGGCUACUCACUGCAGAAGUAUGGAGCCAGCCCUGAUUUCAUUGCUAGGAUCAAGCAGCUGGAGGCUCACAUGAGCUUGGGGCGCAAGUUGUUCCGGCUGGGGAAUUCUUCAGAUGCCCUGGAGGCGGCCAAACGGGCCAUCCACCUGUCAGACAUGGUCCUUCGCUUCUGCAUCACUGUCAGCCAUCUAAACAGAGCCAUGUAUUUCGCCUGUGACAAUAUCCUUUGGGCAGGGAAAUCAGGUCUCGCCCCCCACAUGGACCAGGAGAAAUGGAGCCAGCGGUCUUUCAGGUAUUACCUCUUUGCACUGAUCAUGAACCUGAGCAGGGACGCCUAUGAGAUCCGGCUGCUGAUGGAGCAUGAGGCGAAUGGGAAGUGCCAGCGAGGCGGUGGUGGAGACAGCCCCAGAGUGGGGGAAGACCACCGGCUCCAGCAGCUGAUCUUGAGGCUGAAGCUGCAGGUCCGCCUCCUGUGUCACGUGCUGAGGGACAACCCCCCUCUGCUUCUGGACCUGGCGAAAAACGCCUGCGACAUUUUUAUCCCCAUGGACAAGCUGGGCCUGUACAAGACCAACCCAGGGUUCGUGGGGCUCUGCGGCUUGACGUCUUCCGUCAUCUCCAUCCUUACCAUUGUCUUCCCGUGGCUGAAGCUGAAGCCUUGAAGGGCGGGAGCAGGGGGGCGGGGCGGCUAGCUGGCGUCUGUGGAGCAGGCCACAUGUCACAGGGCUUCCUCUUUCUACGUGUUCCACUUCCAGGGACCAGUACAAGGUGUUUGCGACUGACAGCUUUAGGCAGCCAGUGGCCCUUUGCGUAGCAUGGGCUCCUUGGUACAUGGGGACUUGGGCCUGUUGGCGCUUUGGGGGACAUCUAAUUUGCACUCAGUUUUAAGUGGGGGACAGCAACUUCAAGACCAACUUUCCUCACUCCUCUGGGCCACCAUACUACAACCUUCCUAUGCAGAUGGUCCUCAAGAUCUAUCCUGCCCCUGGCUUGCCCCUCCUCUGCCCUUCCCACUCCACAAUACCUCUCCCCACAAAUCCCACCCACUCACCUGCUCUUUUUAAUUCAUCCUGGGCUGCUCUGCAACGGUUAAGCCCCCAGUGAACUGUGGGAAUGCAUCCUUCAGUGCUCUGACAUUGGAGCCACUGGGGAAGGGAUCAGAGCUAUUCUAUGCCCGCCACACCCAGCCUCUUCCACUCUUGAGCAGGAGGUGAAAAGUGAAGGUCUGUCCUUGUGCAUAAAGCUAGUGACCGGCUGCCUCGUUGUAUGGUGCCUCGGUGCCCCUUGGCAAGGAAGGAACGAAGGUCUGGGGAAACGAGGCCCUGUGGCAUUCUGCAUCCUCUCUGCCUCUUUGCGGGGAGGCCAAGGGAGAACGGCUGUGGAGCUGGGGCCAUGUUUGGACUGAAGAGUAAGCACAUGCCCAGUAAAUGGGCUUCUGGUAUUCCUAUCGAGCUGUGGCUCCUAUUUUUUUAGGCUUCACCACUCCAUUAACAAGCAGAGCUUUAAUGUCUGCGUUUCCUCAACCUGGUCCUCCUCCAGAUGUCCUAGACCCCAGCUCCCAUCAGCCUGCAGCCAGCAUCGCCACACUGAGCGUGAUGGAAGUUGGAGUAUCCACACAGCAUGAGAAUUAGGAAGGGCUGUUCUAAGCUAUGCCUUGAUAUUUGGCGCUGUUAAUUCCUUUUCCUGAUUUUGCAAGCCUCUCCCCCAUCCCCCCGUCUCAUAAACAACUUUUGAAAUCGAGUGACCUCCUGAAGCUAAAUGUAGUCAGCCACAGAGAGUUUUCUUUGGUAUUACUAUUUUUAAAUGGUGGGUGGCUCCUGUUUGCCUGGGGGAGGGUUAAGUUCUGAGUAGGGAUGCUGGUUUUCUGCCAGGCAGCUCACAGGGCAUAACAUGUGCUCCAGAUCUGGUUAUGAGCUGAUACUUUAUAUAAAGUCAGGUUUCUCGCCGUCAUUGUUCUACAGCGAGAACUGGCAAAUUCAGACCCUGAGAAGACUCCUGUCAAAGAACUUUGGGGGAUAGGGGAAGCCUUACCCAGCAGACUUCUCUGCUAGGUAUCUCCUCGGCCACUCUUAAAACCUAGGAAUCUUCUCAGAGUAUGCACAUAGCCAUCUUACUCCUCACACCCUGUGCUGCCACCUCAUUUCCCUUCACAGGAGCUCUGUGCCUUUAGUAGUUGCACAACAAACAGAAAUUCCACCUGGGCUGCUUCCCCCUCCCUCUUCACUGUGGCCUCUCCUUUCUGGGAGAAGCUGCACAGAUUGAAUUUCUGCCUGCCACCCAUCUGUUAACAGCUACAAAGCUUUGGACCUUUUGUUCUCAUUGAGAUGCACAACCUGUGGCUGGGUGGCAUCCCAUCAGACUGCCAUGGGGUGGGUGCUCCCCUGUGUUGGGCGGUGGGGGUGAACUAAACAUCUCCACAUAAAAGAGAAGUUAGUGUGUCUGGUGGGGGGGGGCUAGGCAAGGUUCUUUCCCCUUGAUUUCUGAGUGGAGAGAAUUAUUUUUAUGGGGGAUAGUGGUCAGGAAAAUGACAUACAUACACAUGCCUCUUUGCUGUCUGAAAGAAUGCAUUGGCAGCUCGGUCUGAGCUUAGGCCAUUGUGGGGAAUCCCCAGGGGUCCGUAUUGAUCCGUUGGUUUUUUGUUGUUUUUUUGUCAUCUUUUUCCAUCUCCAGCCCAGGUCUCCUUUCCCCUUCCAGUACUGCUUCUUAAUCUCCACCAUCAGCACCACCCAUCUGCCCUGUUUAUAAUCCCAUUCCUGGUUUUGAAACAGGUGUUCCUAACCUGGAGCAGGUGAUAUACCCUGUUCCUCUGCUAAUACAGUGCAAAUACCCUCCAGAUGUUGCGGAGCUUGCAGCCUCCAUCCUUCACCAUUAGCCACACUGGUUGGGUCUGAGCAGAGUUUGGCGGGGGGGGGGGAUCCUCCAGCAGUAUCAGAAGGGCACCAUAUUGGCUACCCCAGGAUUAAAAAUUUACCAUUUCUCCCAGUCCUCAACUACACUUCUACCUUUCCCUCCUACUAGUGUCUCAAAUAAACAGGGUUGAUCAUUUGAUUCAAUAAAUUAAGGUUGGCAUA
Messenger RNA from Podarcis muralis (Common wall lizard), 3153 nucleotides. It is a transcript of the gene PEX11B, whose product is annotated as peroxisomal biogenesis factor 11 beta. Gene Ontology annotation, cellular component: peroxisomal membrane. The record is from RefSeq and is a predicted model, not a curated record. Lineage: Eukaryota; Metazoa; Chordata; Lepidosauria; Squamata; Lacertidae. Gene Ontology annotation, biological process: peroxisome fission.